ACGCCUCGCUCGCAUCGCCCGCAUCACCCGCAAGCAUCGCCCGCACCUCUCGCUCGCAUCGCCCGCAGCGACAUCUUUUCGGGAUGCGAGAGAGUUGAAGUUCAGUCAACUUUUCCGUGCGGGCGAUGCGAUUUUGCAGAGGGCAGCACGUCCGCCAUCUUGGAAUGUAAACAAAGACCUAUGUAUAUGCGGCAGUUGUUGUCAAGGUUGUUGUGGAGUUGUAGACAUUUACUAACCUAUGUGACAUUGUUAUAAGUUUAUUGUUAUUACAUUUCAUAUUUUAUCGUAACAGAAAUAUAUCUUUUUUUACUGUGGUGGACUACUUGAAGCGGAUCCGAGGACAAGGGCGGGCGACGAAAUGAAUCCUGAGGACAUAGCGCUCGCAGAGCAGGUGCAGCGGCGGAUCGCUUUAUGGGACAUACGAGACAAAGGCUAUCGUCUAAAGCCCAUCCAAAAGCAACACCUGUGGGCUGAAAUAGCAGAAGAGCUGCACAAGGAUGAGCAAGAGUUAAAGAGGCGAUGGCGCAACAUCCGCGAUUAUUAUCGCUCGCUGCGCCACAGCCGAGCGGCACCCAGCGGCAGCGCUGCGCUUCCACCGCUGACUACGCUCCAACUGGGGUACAUGAGGUACCUGAGCUUCCUCAAUCCAGUGCUGGAGGCUAAAACUACGUGCACCAGCCUGCAGCAGCCCGGCGCUACACCGCUGACGCCAGACGAGUCCGCGGCGACGGCCGGGAACUCCUUCGAUAGCAUUUUCGAAUCGGAGCUCCAGACCAACGACUCAACCGGCGACGGUCUGCCGCCCACAGCGGACGACCCAGACAACGUCACCCAGGUAGGCGCCCCUUCUGACGCGCCGCGCCGGAAGGCACGACAGCCGCUGAAGAAGAGGCGGAUUACCGCCGCCGACAGGCUUGAGCAGGAGGUGGCCGAUGCCGUUGCUGAGGUGCGGCAGCUGCAGAACGACAAGCACGAACCGUUUUUGCGCAGCGCUUCUCAGCUCCUCGACAAAAUGGAUGAGGCUGCCUGUGCGCGCUGGAAGGUGAAGGCGUUGGCAGAGCUAACAGCGCUCGCUUACCCACCUUCAGAAGGACAGGAGUAGGACCAGUUGCUUGAUGAGAGCUUGGCUGUGUUGGAGUUUUUUUUUUUUUUUGUCUGGUACCGUGCAGACCAGUGCAUUAAUCAGGGAUUGGCUGUGCUGUUUGAGUUUUUUUUUCCGGUGCCGUGCAGACCAGUGUAUUGAUCAGAGAUCUGCUAUGCUUUUGAGUUUUGUUUUGUCCGGUGCCGUGCAGACCAGUGUAUUGAUCAGAGUUCUGCUAUGCUCUUGCAACGAUUAUAAAGCAUCUUUAUAAUCGUUGCAUCUUUAUCACCUUAACCCUCGCAUGUGUAGAGGGUCGGAUGGACCUCCGCAUGGUUUUUCGCGAAUAACUCGCGCAAAAAGCGGUUGAUCGCGACGAAACUUUCAGUACCCUCGCAUUGAUCAACUUUACACCUACCCUGAAAAUUUCAUGACCCUGACCCAAGUGACCUUUGACCUGUGACCUAUUUCUCGAACCCAUGUUUGACCGGAAUCGCGAUUCGGCGUAUGUCGGCUCACAUUUGCCGCGCGUUUGCAAGCUUCUCGUGGUUUCAAACGUUCAGACAUGUGAUUCGAUGUUGCUCCCAUGCAUUAGAGUGGAUGUCAAGGUCACCUGAAGGUCAGGUCAGGUCAUUGACCUUUGGUGACCUCGGUUCACUUUUUCGAGUUUUACAUGUUUCCAGGCUAGUUUGUUUCCGCCUGUGUUUGCUUCGCUGCACAAUAUAAGUGCGUUAAUGUU
Molecule: messenger RNA, 1817 nt
Organism: Amphibalanus amphitrite
Lineage: Eukaryota; Metazoa; Arthropoda; Thecostraca; Balanomorpha; Balanidae
Exons: 4
Coding region: 359-1102 (247 amino acids)
Biological process (GO): regulation of transcription by RNA polymerase II
Cellular component (GO): transcription regulator complex; nucleus
Source: RefSeq, a predicted model, not a curated record